GUUUUAUGGAUAAGAGAGAGGGAGUUUUAUUUGAGCGGAAUGAAUCGUGUUGUGAAUGACAGGACGUUUUGGGACAGAAAUAUGAUGCUAACUCCCAGAGCUGCUGCAUUAGACCAGGUGCCUGGAGCUGUAUGAGAUUAAAGGUGCUGUGGCUGGAAGGCAGGAAUCUUCCCUCGUAACCGAGCCAGACGAUGGGUAAGAAGAGUCGCGUGAAGACUCAGAAAUCGGGGACGGGCGGGACAGCCGUGGUGUCCCCUAAAGAGAUGAUGAACCUGAUCUCCGAGCUCCUACAGAAAUGCAGUGGUGCAGCUCCGUCUCCAGGAAAGGAGUGGGAGGAGUACAUCCAGAUCCGCACCCUGGUGGAGAAAAUCCGCAAGAAACAGAAAGGAGUGUCCGUGGUGUUUGAGGGCAGCAGGGAGGAUUAUUUCCCCGAGCUCAUGGCCUGGGCAGCAGAAUGUGGAGCGUCCUGCGAGGGCUUCGAGAUCGCCAACUUUGGAGAUGAAGGAUACGGCCUCAGAGCCACCAAAGACAUCAAGGCUGAAGAACUGUUUCUGUGGAUUCCCAGGAAGAUGCUGAUGACCGUGGAAUCGGCUAAAAACUCCAUUCUUGGUCCGCUGUACGGUCAGGACCGGAUCCUGCAGGCCAUGGGCAACGUGACUCUGGCCCUGCACCUGCUCUGCGAGAGGGCGAACCCGGAGUCCCCCUGGCUGCCCUACAUCAAAACCCUGCCCACUCACUACGACACGCCUUUAUACUUCGAGGAGGAGGAAGUGCGCCACCUGCUGGCCACUCAGGCCAUUCAGGACAUGCUGAGCCAGUACAAGAACACGGCGCGCCAGUACGCCUACUUCUACAAAGUCAUCCAUACUCAUCCCAACGCCAGCAAACUGCCCCUGAAGGAUGCUUUCACCUUUGACGACUACAGGUGGGCCGUAUCAUCUGUGAUGACUCGUCAGAACCAGAUCCCUACAGAGGAUGGCAGUCGGGUCACCCUGGCUCUCAUCCCACUCUGGGACAUGUGUAAUCACACCAAUGGCCUGAUUACGACCGGUUACAACCUGGAAGAUGACCGAUGUGAGUGUGUUGCUCUGCAUGACUAUAAAGAGAGCGAGCAGAUCUACAUAUUCUACGGUACAAGGUCUAACGCUGAGUUCGUCAUCCACAACGGCUUCUUCUUCGAGGAAAACGCACACGACCGGGUGAAGAUCAAGCUGGGAGUCAGUAAGAGCGAGAGGCUGUACGCCAUGAAGGCCGAGGUGCUGGCCCGCGCUGGAAUCCCGGCGUCAAGCGUUUUCGCCUUGCACUGCAGUGAGCCGCCCAUUUCAGCCCAGCUCCUGGCCUUCCUGCGCGUCUUCUGCAUGACGGAAGAGGAACUCAGGGACUACCUAGUGGGUGACCACGCCAUCAACAAGAUCUUCACGCUGGGGAACGCAGAGUUCCCUGUCAGCUGGGAGAACGAGAUCAAGCUGUGGACGUUCCUGGAGACGAGAGCUGCGCUGCUCCUCAAGACGUACAAAACUACAUCAGAGGAGGACAGGUCCAUGCUGCAGAAACCCGACCUCUCUCCACACUCGCGCAUGGCCAUAAAGCUGCGUCUGGCUGAGAAGGAGAUCCUGGAGCGCGCCGAGGCCAGCGGCCGUGCCAAGCGCCUGCACUUCCAGAAGCAGCUGGAUGACGGCGCUCCUCUGCCCGUGUAUGAGGAGAGCGACAUCGCGCUGCUGGAGAACGCCGACGCCAAGCUGCCCAUCGUCCUGCACCAGCUAGAGGAGGAACAAGAGGAAGAAGAGCUGAAGAUGUCGCUUCUUAACGGUGAACGAAAGGAGAAAGAGAUACAGAAGGAGACCGGAGGAGAGAAAGCAGAGUCGAGCGCGCAAAGAACUGAGGAUACAGGCAAAGAUCAGGAAUAAGUUCGACACAAUCACGGAUUCCUGCUCCUUAUUUAUUUUUUGUUUUAAGUGACUGAAGAAUAGAAGUGAAAGCAAUCGAAACUAAAACAGCAGUCUGUGUUACUUACAGCUUUUUUUUUUGUUUGUUUUUUUUUUUAAUAUAGAUGUGACGAUUUCAGAUGAUGUUCUGCUGUUCCGUCCCACGUUUUAGUUUUAACAGUGCCACACUGGUUUAUAUAUAUAUAUUUUUUUGUUUAUUUGAAGCAGGUGGCUCCUCCCACUCAGGAGGAAAAAGACUUGGAAAACUGAAAACUGUAUGUAAUGGAACGUCAUAAUCGGACCUGUGGAUCUGAUGUACAGAUCUGGAGUUCAGUUUGUUCAGGAUUCAGUAUGACCUGGUUAACUUUUUUUUUUUUUUAAGCGUGUUUUUGUUGCUCCUACAGUUUUUUUUUUUAAAAAACAUACACAGUGUUUCCCUUUACCUGAAAUGUAGCAUGUUUAGUGCUUGGAGCAAUGAGGCUAGCUUGUAUCUUAUGAGGUUAGCACUGCGCAGUAUACUCGCGUUAUGUUUGGGGGGUGGGGUUAGUAAUGUUUACGGCUGCACGCAAUGUGAAAUGCAACAGCAGAGAAAACACAUGCUGUAGAUUAUUACGAAACUCUUUAAUAACAAGUUCAAACUCCAUCUUUAAGCUACUUAAUCUUGUUUAAAUAAAUAAAUUAGUUUAAAGUUUCGUCAAAUUGAACUGAAAUUUUUAUGGUUUAAGUGUAUGGCAAAGUGGUCGAUAAAACUCCACCCCAAUCUGUGGGAGGCGGAGCCUAAUCUCUAGUCAUUUGUGUGCAGAAUGAUACCAAAAACGUUAUUGUGGCUAUCUAAGAUGGCUGCUCCAUUACAUUAAGCUACGAAUAAGUUCACAGUAGCUAGUGUGCGUCACUCCUAGCGAGUGUCAGUGAUCUGGCCAGCUUUUAUCAUCAAACAAAUCAAAAAUAGGAUCACACACUCUCUCAAUACAUUAAAAAUGGUGAUGCAUUUUACUGCACUCGUUAUUUUACUGAAUAACCUGUUAAUUGACACACAUUUACAAUUGCCUUCUUUUUUUUUUUUUUUGUUGGCUCAGAAGAUUGACAGCUUCGCAAAUUCAUGGGUCAGGGUUCCCCUAGAUAAAGUCUAUGUACACUGUGUGAAACUAACCGCAAACACGCUUGCACGUUGUGCGUCUUUUCCUUGUGUAUUUUUUUCCGCAUUUUUCCCGACCAUAGAUUGAUGGCUGAAAAGGCAGAAAAGCGUAUUUUUAAAUUUGUCAAUAGAGCUAAACUGUAUUGUGUCGUAACUUGUAUUGCUUGUUUGCGACAUUAGCCUUGCAGCGCAAGUUCAAAACUAAUGACUCAAACGUCAAACACUAAACAUGUCUUCGCUAAUCAUCUACAUUUGGUAUAAGUGAAAAUUGUGUACGUUUUUCUUUUUUCCCAUGAAACUAUUACUUUACGCUUGUUCUGCUAAUGUGUUUGCUAGACAAUCGUUUUUCUUUUUUUACGUUCUGGAUCCUGCUUUGCACCUGGAUUAAUCAUAUUACGCAAGGAGUCCUGGUCUUUUCAGCAGGACAUUUAUCCCAAAAAAGGAAGAAGCUGAGGAUGUUUUAAGUUUGAUUGCACUUCGGGAACAGUCACUAUAUUUUUCAAAAGUGGUCUAUUUUUCAGUUUGGAUUGUUUGACAUACUGUGAUUGAACCUUCCGAAGGUUAGAAGCUUGAGAUUACUUUAGAAUUACGGACAAGUCGUCUUGCUAUGAAUGUAGUUUGAAAUGCUUCGUCAUAUUGAAUAGAUCUAUUCAUUAAUAAUUUCCUCGUGACGGCUGUCUCGGUUGCUGAGAACGAUAACUUCUUCCACGUUUAUAACGUUGUUAUCGGUUUGUUUACAUCAGAAGCCAAACUCAUCACAUCUCUAAUGUCUGUGGUUCUCUUUACGCCUUAAAACAGUUUCCUGUGCAGGAUAUCUGCAAUCACAACACUUACAGGUUCCAAAACUAGGGUUUUUCUUAUGGUUGUUCUCAUUAAUAAUUUUAUAUAGUGCAUCUCAUGCAUUUAAAACGCAGCUCAAAUAGUGCUUUACGAUAAAUCUAUAGAACAAAUAGAUACAUAAUUAAAUAAAUAUACUGUACUCAAAGUGAAACUGAUUUUGUAAAUUAGAGGUAAAAAGAAAAUGCUAACAACUGUUUUGAAAUAGUUGUGAAAGGACAAGGUUUGAGCUGCUUUUUAAACGAUACAGCUGGAGCCUGAUGAGUAUUGAUGGAUCACAAAUUCCAGAUCUUUGGAACAAAAAAAAAAAACAAAACAAAAAAAAAAAAAACAGAAAGUCUGCAUCACUGUUUUUCACUUUGGGAAAGUUGAGUAAAGCGUGAUUUGGAUCACAGCCUGUCAGACAUACAGAGAUGUAUGGAUAAGGUAAGCUUUAAAAACAAUAAAAGACU
This is a messenger RNA of Pangasianodon hypophthalmus (striped catfish), 4349 nucleotides long. RefSeq names its product SET domain containing 3, actin histidine methyltransferase (gene setd3). Gene Ontology annotation, biological process: positive regulation of transcription by RNA polymerase II; peptidyl-lysine monomethylation; peptidyl-lysine dimethylation. The record is from RefSeq and is a predicted model, not a curated record. The coding region runs from base 192 to 1907 and encodes 571 amino acids. The transcript has 13 exons. Gene Ontology annotation, molecular function: protein binding; protein-L-histidine N-tele-methyltransferase activity; histone H3K36 methyltransferase activity. Lineage: Eukaryota; Metazoa; Chordata; Actinopteri; Siluriformes; Pangasiidae.